AUGACCCCAUCUAACCCUUCGGAUAGCGGCCAGAGUGCUGCGCACGAUGCGAACGCUGACCGAACGAUGAAGAAAGAACAGGACGAUACCAAGAGCUCUCAGAUUGAUUUGAGCGACAAGGACGAAGAGGACGCAAAGCCUUCUUCCUCGCCCUCUCCACUUGAACCUACAAGCAUGACCGCCCAACUGGCUGACACACAGGUCCCUCUCACCGAAGCAAAUCUCACCGUGCACACAAUCCAGACGCACGAAUCCAUGCCGCCGAAGCCGCCGCCAUGGAUGUCGUCAUCAACCGAAGCGUCUGUGACUUCAGGCGCAUCGAGGAAGGCAAUGUCCGAACGUGCACCUUCAUUUCCGUCUACAACCGUGACCGCCCAGCCGGCAGCCAUACGGGCCUCUCUCACCAUAGCCAAUCUCGCCGUGCACACAGCCCAGACGCCCGGAUACAAGGCGCCGCCGCUGCCGUCAACCGUAGCUUCUGUGAUGCCAGAUGCAUUAGAGAAGGCAAUGUGUGAGGAAGUUCAGCGGCUGGUACGCGAGCUUAGUGCGCACAGCAUAAACGUAGUAUACAACAAGGAUGCUCGGCCCCCUGGAAUUCAGCAGAUCGUCGAUCGCGUCCUUGGUCCGCGGAGAGACAUGAAGGGUAAGGCGAACGAUGCGGAGAAGUCGGACAGCCAGUCCCGGUAUAUCAUGAAACUCCUGGAACACGAACACGCUUGUCGGUAUUACAUGAACGGGGACGACUUGAAGAGACUCUACAGUACUAGUCUCUUCUACGGUGAUCACUGCGACCGUGAGGAAGAUGAAAUACAUCCUAACGUCCAAAGAACUGACGAUGCACAAUGGAAGACCAGUGCAGAAAACGUCCAUAACGGGCCGAAGCUCCCUCUCCCCACGCCUGGCAUUACAUUCGGAUACCCUAAAUCUUCUUUUACACAGGAUCAGCAUAGCGAGCUCACUCGCAGGUAUGCGGACGCGCUUGUGCUCUCUGACACAUGCCUGCCAUACCACGUCGUAGAGUGGGAAGGUGCAGACAGCAACUACAAGCGUGCCGGCGAGGUCGAGGCGCUCCUAGGUGCAGCUACAGCAGUAAAAGCCAACCAUCUUCUCUACACGAAACUCGGCAUUUCGACUAGCCCCGAGGAUACUGCGAUGUUCGCAACGGUCGUUGAAUCGGAAUUUGUUACCACCUACGUGUGCUGGAGGGAGGAAACGGAAUCGGCACUUGUGUUUCGCAUGAGUCCGAUCAAGGAAUUGCAGCUGAGCCUAGAGAGAGAGGCUGAUGCUUAUGAUGCCAGGAGCAUCCAUAUUAACAUACGGGAGUGGGCUACGGAAACAAGACUGCCUCUCAUAAAGGGUGCUUUGGAUGCAUCCUUUAAGAUACAUACUGAAGAAGCUGCUAAGAAGACCGCUGAAGAAACUGCUAAGGAGUCUAAAAAACGAUGCCGCGAAGAGAGUGCCGAGGAGGAAACCGAGGUUACAGAGAAGAAAGCUAAGAAAGAUGAUGUUGAGGAACCUACACCGCCUACAUCAGACAGCGGCUAG
Messenger RNA from Aplosporella prunicola CBS 121167, 1545 nucleotides. RefSeq lists its product as uncharacterized. Bases 1 to 1545 code for a protein of 514 amino acids. The record is from RefSeq and is a predicted model, not a curated record. Lineage: Eukaryota; Fungi; Ascomycota; Dothideomycetes; Botryosphaeriales; Aplosporellaceae. The transcript has a single exon.